Molecule: messenger RNA, 3225 nt
Organism: Momordica charantia (bitter melon)
Lineage: Eukaryota; Viridiplantae; Streptophyta; Magnoliopsida; Cucurbitales; Cucurbitaceae
Product: RNA polymerase II degradation factor
Source: RefSeq, a predicted model, not a curated record
CCUCUUUUCUUUUGCGAAAAUAAAUUGACCCCUCCUGUUUUCGCCCACCUCCCUGGUUCUCUCUCGUCUCGCUCAUUCUCUUACUCACUGUCGCACCCCUCCAAAUCUGUCACUGCCUGAUUUCCAAUCCCUUGUCUGCUCCUCAUCAUACAUCUCCCCAGUUCCUGGGUUUUGUUCGGACCCCUCCACAGCACGGCUAGGGUUUCUGGACAUUCCAAGGCGCGGAGACAGCACCGAUUUGGAGCAUUGACGGACCUUUUCGUUAGAUGGAAGCCACGGCCGCAGCGCGUGGUGCUUCUCUGCCGAUGCAUUCUCCGCAGCUGUCCCGGCAGGAAUGGCGAGCGGUUGCUGAGAAUCACUCCGCUCGAGAUGCGGCGGAUGAGGAAAUGGAACGAUCAAAGUUGACACAAUCAGAUGAAAGGACUAUAUAUGAGGUGCAGCAAGGAAGGGAACCACUUGACGUUGACUUCUGUUCAAUCUCAAUAGAUGGGAAUCCAAAUAAUGAUAUUUUGCAGCAGCGGCUCAAUGAAGUUGCAAGACAGAGAGAGGAUCUGCAACAGAUGGAGAUUGAACUUAAAGCCCAAAUUAUUGCAAGAUCAGAAAUAUUGGAAAUGCAAAAGAGUUUUGAUGCUCAAAUUAAGGAACACAAUAAUGCUGCCAUCAAGAUUCAGGAACAACUACGUGAAAGAGACCAGGCUAUUCAUGAAUUGGAAAGAAAAAUAGAAGAUAAAGAUAGGGAGUUGCAAUCAAUUAAAUUAGACAAUGAAGCGGCUUGGGCCAAGGAUGAUCUUCUUCGGGAACAAGAUAAAGAAAUAGCAACUUACAGGAGAGAACGUGAUCAUUCCGAAGUUGAAAGAGCUCAGCAGAUAAAACAAAUGCAUGAACUUCAAGAGCACAUCCAUGAGAAAGAGCGGCAGCUUCUUGAGUUACAGGAGCAGCAUAGGAUUGCUCAAGAAACCGUUUUGUACAAAGAUGAACAAUUGAGGGAAGCCCACGCUUGGAUUGCUCGUGUCCAGGAAAUGGAUGCUCUGCAAUCAACUACAAACCAUUCAUUACAAGCUGAAUUACGUGAUCGUACAGAGCAGUAUAACCAGCUGUGGCUUGGUUGCCAGCGUCAGUUUGCAGAGAUGGAGAGGCUUCACAUGCAUACAUUGCAACAACUCCAACUUGAGUUGGCUGAUGCAAGGGAAAGAAGUGGGACUUACAAUGAUGAGUCUAACAUAUCUCAGACAAAUUCUAAUGAUGCAUCCCAAUAUGGACAAAGCAAUGGUAACCAAUUAGGUGGAGCUGCUUCAACCGGAAAUAAUGGGGCACUGUCAAAUGGGAAUUCAGAAAAUGUUCCAUCUUUUAAUUUGACUGGCAAUACAUCUGUCCAGGCUGACCAUGCAUCUGGUGUUCCAAUGGCUCCAUCAUCUCUUCUCGGGAUGCCACCCUACCUUCCACCUGGGCAGAUGGCUGCUUUGCAUCCCUUUCUGAUACAUCAACCAGGGGUUCCCCAUUCUGUACCAUCCCAAGUUCCUCAAUCUCACAUGGGGCAUUUUCCAUCGUUACCAGCUAUAUCAUCCAUCCAACCAUGGCAGACUGAACAGAUUGUUUCAGAGGGUUCCAACAUAUCUGCUCAGAAUGAACUUCAGUCAUCUCAAAAUGUUCAAAACAUAAUGACAUCAAAUACUAAUUACCCCUACGAGAUGACUGCUAAUGGGCAAGCUCUUGAACCAGAUUAUCAUGAUGUUCAUACCGGCAAGAGAAGAGAACCUGAUUCUGUGCUUUCAUCAUCUUCGGGAGAAACUCAGCUCGAGUCGGUUGAUAGAGGAUACCAAGUUAUCCCUAAGCCUGAUACGAGCUUGCAACAUAUUACCUCUCAAUUUCAUGAUGCUUUAAGGAUUGGUUCUAUUCAGCACAACAAUGAAAAGGAUCAAAAUGAUUUGGGUGCAAUUGAUCAGGUGCUUGAGGAGCAAGGGUUAAAUGGGGGGAAGUUAAGUCCUGCUGUCAGUACAUUAGCCUCUGAUUCUUCCUCCAUUCACAAUGUAAAUGUCAGUGAACUGGUUAUCAACGAUGCAUCUGGAUCUGGGGCUGUUGUAACCGAAGCUUUUGGUUCUUCUGGGCUGAAAAUUCCAAUGAUGAUGGGGAAGACCUCAGAAACUGCCCUUCUUGAUGAAAGAUCAUUACUGGCUUGCAUAGUUCGCACCAUUCCAGCUGGUGGUAGAAUUCAAAUUAGUUCAACACUGCCAAAUAGGCUGUGCAAGAUGCUUGCACCUUUGCACUGGCAUGAUUAUGAGAAUAAGUAUGGUAAGCUUGAAGACUUCGUAGCUGGGCAUCCAGAAUUAUUUGUGAUUGAGGGCGAUUAUAUUCAGCUUCGAGAAGGAGCACAGAAGACAAUAGCAGCAACAACAGCUUUUGCUAAGGUUGCUGCUGCAGCUGCAGCUUCAUCUCAUUAUUCAUCAUAUUUACCUUCUGUCGCUAUGACCCCAAUGGCACAUACUAAUCGGUCUAAGAGAAUUCCACCUGCUGAUUCAAAAAACAUGAAAACCGAGAAGACUUCUGUUUUUACUCCAAAUAUAGCUAAGGAUUCUUCUCAGGGCCCUCCAAUGAAGAAUCAACUGAAAAAUGGUUUUCAUUCUACUGCUGGUGGAGGUCUAUUGAACGUGAAACUUUUUACAAGAUCAAAGGAGACUCGUGAACUGAAUGUCCCAGAAGCGAAGCCUGGUGAAUCAUCUGUGUUUAUGGCGUUUGAAAAUGGGGCUGCCCUUGAUAGAACAUCGAGUGGGAGCAGUCAAAGCUUGGCUUCAACUGAUGGGAGAUCUAGUGCCAAUUUUUCUGGGAAACAUCAGGGCAGGAUGGUUGGUGCUUCGUUGACUUCGAGAAGAUAAGUUUAUAUGAAAUUUGGUAAUCUUAUGGCUCAACGGCGCCUCCUGGAGGAGAAUAUCAGAUAAUACAGGCACGUUUAACCAGAGAGUCGUUCCCGAUUUGAAUGAUCAUAUCAGUCAUCUGUGAUUUCUCUGAAUGGACUUGUCAGCUGAUUUUUCUCCCCUUUUGGUUUUAUUUUUUUUUGUCCGUUAUUUUGGGUUAAUUUUAGGGGUGUGUUUUAAUGACAUGGACUCAUCAGAUGUCUCAUUCUGAUUUUUUAUUCAAACGAAUGAUUAUAACUGUGAAUCUGAUAGUUCAUACUCGAUCUCUGUGAUCUAUAAACUGGCAUUCAUCAAAUUCCUAAUGGUUUCUGGGUUU